ACUUUCAUUUCUUAACUACACUUCAUUUUCACUUCCCACUUCUUUUGGUGUUGGCAGGUUCCUCAUACUUUCACUAUGCCUCCACCGCUAUCCACCGCACCAUCCACACAUCGAUGGCUUGAUAGACACCACACCUCGCUCUCCACGACCGACCUUUGAUCUCAAAGUCCUUUUGUAGUAUUCUGAUUCCACUAUGUCUGAACGCGACUCCUCCGAAGAAGGGUCUUUGGACGCGAACACCGCCCUCGCGUCCUUUCAACAUGACGCUCCCCGACCCGAGAAGCAGAAAGUCGUUCAUUCGCCACCCGGGCAACUGUUCGUGGCCGAGGGUGAGGAGAGCUCGCCGCCUUCAAAUCGACUUGGAUUUGAGGAUGGUAUGGAUAUCGAUGAUGUCGACAAGAAGGAUGCCGAUGAAGAAGACUUGGCCGUCGUGUCUAGUGCGUUUGUAGGAGUGGUCAUUCCUCCGUUCAAGGGGAAGGGAGUAUAUCAUGAUGAUCCGGACGAGAUGGUUGUACGAAGGGUACUCGAUGAAGUGGACGACAUCGACGGUGGACUGUCUUAUAACAUUCGAUUCGCGUAUGGACGGGAACAGAUGGUCAUCUUUGACAAUCUGCUGAAGCUCACCAACGGUAGAGCGGCACUUCACAGAUUUCAAGCAGACGAACCCGAGAGUGACGACAGCGAGAUGGCUCAACCGAGACAGACACGGAAAUCAACCAUGCGAGAGGGCUACGUUGAUUGGGUGGAUGUGGAGUUUUCAGACGGCGAAGGCCCCAGCAGUCGCUUUGCAGGGCGUCAUACCUCCAAACGCCGAAGAGUGACCGGAAACCAGCGACGCCAUCGAGAUGACAGUUCGGAAUCUGACGGUAUCCAUUACCCAGUGAGCGAAGAUGAGACUGAGGGGAGCCCUAGCAAUGUGGAUGAGGAUGACUACGGGCGCCCGCGGCGUAGCAAACGCAAGAUACGCAAGGUACAGAAGAAGACUACACGUAACGGCAAUAUCACCAGGCGAAGCGAACGGUAUUCUUUGCGCCGGAAAGAUUCGGACGACGAGGGUGAGGACGGUAGCAACAACGCGUUCAAUCUCUUGCGCUCUGAUGUUCUACUAUCGAAGAAGCGCAAGGGACGCUGCAAUGACGGUCCUACCCGGCGAUCUGGUCGUGCAAACCGCCAUCAAGAGGACAUGCAAAAAAUCGAUGUUGAAGACAUCUACCGAGACGAUUCCGGCAACGAAAAGGCAGCGCCGAAAGUUCAGGUCACCAAGGAGAUCUACCAGGACUUGCCCACGACGAAUGAGUUCCGCAAACGACACUGCCAGUAUUGCGAUAGCUGUGGCCUGCCUGGUGGACAAUUGAUCUUUUGCCAAGGUUGUGUCCUUGCCUACCAUCCGCAGUGCAUUGGUCAUCGGACCGGCAGAGAACACAUUGUUUCCAAAGUUGCUCCUGACAACUUUGUCUUACAAUGUCGUCGGUGUGUGAAUGUGGCCCGCAAGAAAGACCACACCGCUCCCGAUCACGGCCAAUGUCAAAUUUGCAAGGAGACCGGUCCGGCUUGCGCACCCUUCCGUGAACGCAAGUCCACACAACAAGAGCAGAAGGAACGCCAAGAGAAUUUCGGAGAUGAUCCGAUCAUUGAUGUCGACACGAAGCUGAUUAACAACGUCGAUUGCGUGCUCUUCCGCUGCACACACUGUUGGCUGGCCUUCCAUUUCCAUCAUCUGACACCUCGAAACGCGGUCCAGAUGUCGGUAGAUGCUCAAGAUGUCUAUGAACUUGCCCAGACUCGAUUCUACGAAUACUCGCGGGACUUCAAAUGUCAGGACUGCUCCACGAUGCCCGCGAAAGUUUCUGGGAUGAUCGCAUGGCGACCCAUCGAUCCAGAUACGUAUGUGCAGGGCAUUGGAGCGAGUGAAAUGUAUCAGGAGGAGCUAGAAUACUUGGUCAAGUGGGAGAAGCUCUCUUACUUCCGUGCCAAAUGGAUGCCUGGUGGCUGGACCUGGGGAGUGACUGCCCCUGCAAUGCGGCGCGCAUUUACGACCAAAGACACUGGCCCAAAGAUGAGGACUGAGGAUGCUAUCCCGGAAGACUUCCUCCGGAUUGACAUUGUUUUAAGUGUGAAGUAUACGAAUUACGUUGACGUCCAAACCGAACAGGUCGACAUUGCUCGCAUGAAAGAAGUCGACAAGGCUCUGAUCAAGUACAAGGGUCUACCUUACGAAGAAGCAGUCUGGGAAACCGUCCCCACCACCGAAGACGGGGAACGAUGGGAUGAUUUUAAGACUGCGUAUAAAGAUUGGGUUGUGGGGAGGUAUAUCCGGAUCCCCAAGAGCGGCCCACUCAGAGGUCGUUUGGAAAAGGCCCGCGCACAACAGUUCAUCAAGCUUGAGCUGAAGAAGCAACCGCCCAACUUUGGUGACCUCGAGAAAGACAUGAAGAUGAUGGAUUAUCAGUUGGAAGGUUUGAAUUGGAUCUACUACCGAUGGCAUCAGCAAGCGAACGGGAUUUUGGCCGACGAGAUGGGUCUGGGAAAAACGAUUCAAAUCAUUGGUUUCCUUGCGCAUAUGGUGCACGAGUAUCACUGCUGGCCUUUCCUUGUGGUCGUUCCAAAUUCAACCUGUCCGAACUGGCGUCGCGAGAUCCAAAAAUGGGCACCGAAUCUUAAAGUCGUCACUUACUACGGCACUGCGGCUGCUCGUAUGCUAUCUAAGGAGUAUGAACUCUACCCGGAUAAGAGCAAGGAUCUGAAGGCGCACAUUGUCGUCACUUCAUACGAUGCGGUUUCCGACGACGACGCUCGAGCUCCUUUGAGAGGCGUGCCGUGGCAAGGACUUAUCGUGGACGAAGGUCAGCGGCUUAAGAAUGAUUCUGGACGACUGUAUACCGCAUUGAAAAGCUUCAAGAUUGCCUUCCGCAUCCUUAUGACCGGCACGCCGCUGCAGAACAACGCCCGCGAGCUGUUCAAUCUCCUUCAAUUCCUCGAUGAUCAGAACCACGCCGGGAGCCUGGACGCGCACUUUGAGGAUCUUACGAACGAACGCAUUAAAGAGCUGCAUGAACUGAUUCGGCCUUACAUCCUCCGCAGGACCAAGGUGCAAGCUCUUAGCGACAUUCUUCCUCCGUUGGGUCAUGUCAUUGUCCCGAUUACAAUGAGCUUCCUUCAGAAAAAGGUUUGCAAGUCGAUCCUGGCCCAAAAGCCCGAGUUGCUCAAGACCCUGGUUAACCGCCAGACGGUACACAAGAAUGAUCGUGCGAACCUGAACAACGUGCUGAUGCAGCUUCGAAAAGUAUUGUGCCAUCCCUUCGUCUAUAAUCAAGAGAUUGAGGAGCGCAAUGAAUCCUCUAUCGUGCUGCAUCGCAAUCUUGUCGAGGCUUCUGCAAAGCUCCAGUGGCUUGAGAUGAUCCUUCCGAAGCUCAAAGAGCGUGGGCACCGUUGUCUCAUCUUCAGCCAAUUCUUGGAUAUGUUGAGCAUCGCGGAAGACUUCCUUGAUGGUCUGGGCUUACUUCAUCGCCGCCUUGAUGGAACGAUCUCCGCAAUGGAGAAACAGAAACGAAUCGAUCAGUUCAACGCGCCGGAUUCUCCGUACUUUGCAUUCCUUCUUUCAACUCGGGCAGGUGGUGUCGGAAUCAAUCUUGCCACGGCUGACACUGUCAUCCUUCUUGACCCGGACUUCAACCCCCAUCAAGACCUCCAGGCCAUUUCGCGAGCUCAUCGCAUCGGUCAGACUCACAAGGUCGUCUGCUUCCAGAUGAUGACCCGUGCCUCGCCAGAGGAAAAGAUCCUCUCCAUCGGCCGGAAGAAGAUGGCGUUGGAGCACGUCAUCGUCGGUACACUUGACGCCGAUGACCUCGAGGACCGUGAUGUGGCCUCUAUCUUGAGGCACGGUGCCGCCGAAUUGUUUUCCGACGAGAAAAAUGAGGAAGUGGAGAUCAAGUACGAUGAUACCGCCAUCGAGAAGCUGCUCGAUCGGUCGAUGAUCGAAAGCACGAAGACCGGAGCCAAUCAAUCGGCCGACACGCAAUUCAGCUUCGCGCGAGUCUGGGAGAACGACGGGUUACAGGAUACCCUGGACGACAAGUCCGAUGAUGAACCGGACCCUACCGUGUGGACCAAGAUCCUUAGUGAGCGUGAACGCAUGGCUGCCGAGGAAGCUCGUGCUCGAGAACAGUUGCUGGGGCGUGGAAGGCGGACCAAAGCGGUAGUUGACUAUUCCGGAGGCAAUCAUCUUGAUGCGGAAGUCGUUGGAGAUAAAGAUCUCCCGCCGAUCAAAAAACGCAACCGCCGCAUGCGUGAUGCCGACAGUGCCGACAGCGACACGGACUUUCAAGACGAGGGCGCGGAAGAAGAGGAGAGUGAAGAAGAACCGACUGUACCUCUUCAGCCUGGUGAGUUGGUAGAGAGGUUUGUGGCAGAUCCAAAGGGGGGACUUGCUUUUGCUGGAGCGACUGCUGAACCUGAUACUGGACCCGAUGUCAGAGCGUUUCCAGGGGCUGCGCCUCCCUCUGUUCUUAAGUCCCAGGCACAGGAACUUUCAGGCGGAAAUGGGAGGGUCAAGUAUGGAUCGAAUUCUGCUCCAUUCAAACGCGUGCGAGUUCCCAAAGCGAGGCUCCUCGCUCCGCCGAUCCCCGACCCCACAAAUCCUCACAAGCCGCUACCAAAACAACGCGCCUGUCCUGCUUGUUCACAGGUACAUGCCGUCGGAUCUUGUCCGUUGAAAGUCGCUGGUGUGGAACACUGUCCGCUCUGCGGCCUCGCUCACUAUGGCCAAGGUCGAACAUGUCCGCAUAUCAACUCCGAAACCCAAGUUCGUGAAAUGAUAGCUUGCCUGCAGAUGAGCAACGAGGACCAAGAGCUCGUAGACGCGGCCAUCAAGUAUCUCCGUGGUGUGAAAGGCCACUUGGUCCAGCGGAAGAAGAAAGAGCGAGAGAAUAAAAUGGGCAUCGCUGUUCCCGGACGGGACGGCGCGGCGAAUCAAGCGAGACAAACCGCUCAUCACGCGGUGUCGGGCCAGGUGAUAUCGAACAACCCCGCGGUCGCACGCGGACUGCAGGCGGCUAAUAUGUUGAUCAAUCAAGCGCAGCAUGGUGGCCUGGGUGGCUUGAACGCUCUGCCCUAUUCGUACCAACCGCAAAGUACGCAGCAAGGGUCACGGCCGCCACAGAGUCGGCCGCAGACCAUGGAGGAGAGGUUGGCGAAUGCUAUGCAGGGGGUGGGGUAUCAAUGAGAGAGGAUGGAUGAUCGACACAUGCGCGCAAUGAGCACCUCUACGGAGGAAGAAGCUAAUGGAACGCGUGGAGUCUAAGGUCAUGGUUUCGGACCUCUGACGGCGUUUCACGGCGUCACAGCACUCUUUCCGCAGUGGAAGAAAGAGUUGAAGCGCCCAUGCGGCGACAGGGACGAAUCGCUUCGACCCAAAAAUCAUGGAAGAAUAGCAUGGAUUCCGGAGUACUAUUUAGAGUAGCAUCUUCCAGUUCCGAUAUUCGCAUACCCACUAAACAAUGAGAAGGCUAUUG
Molecule: messenger RNA, 5510 nt
Organism: Eremomyces bilateralis CBS 781.70
Lineage: Eukaryota; Fungi; Ascomycota; Dothideomycetes; Eremomycetales; Eremomycetaceae
Exons: 3
Coding region: 194-5221 (1675 amino acids)
Biological process (GO): negative regulation of transcription by RNA polymerase II; chromatin remodeling
Cellular component (GO): chromatin; nucleus
Molecular function (GO): ATP binding; ATP hydrolysis activity; DNA binding
Source: RefSeq, a predicted model, not a curated record